AUGCGUCACGACCACGUCGACAGCGACGCCGUCCCCGAUCUUGAAUCUCGUGACUUGUCUUGGGAAGGAUGGUACUGGGACGCGCCCGCGCCCGCGCCCGUCCGCGACGGCGUGUCGAGCGUGAGGUCGUGGUUUCCCGCCACGACGAGCGUGAGGGGCGCCUCGUUGAUCGAGGUGAGCAGUAGCUGCAGCGCAGUGUGGUACUCGACAAGCGUGGAGCACUACUGGGUUACAUCGCCGCAGUGGAUGGCGUUGUCGACGGGGCCGAGACUGGACAGGUCGAGGUGCUCGCCGUGCGUGUCGGGAUGA
Molecule: messenger RNA, 309 nt
Organism: Anthostomella pinea
Lineage: Eukaryota; Fungi; Ascomycota; Sordariomycetes; Xylariales; Xylariaceae
Source: the annotation of a GenBank genome assembly